Pseudomassariella vexata is the source of this 663-nucleotide messenger RNA. RefSeq lists its product as uncharacterized. NCBI's taxonomy places the organism in Eukaryota, Fungi, Ascomycota, Sordariomycetes, Amphisphaeriales, Pseudomassariaceae. The transcript has a single exon. Bases 126 to 548 code for a protein of 140 amino acids. The record is from RefSeq and is a predicted model, not a curated record.
CCCACCUCUAACCACAUGGGUGUCCCAGUCAGCUUACAUGUGCUGUGUUCGCCCAGUGCUUCUUAGAAUUGACGAUUGAUCGGAAGAUUUCACUUGAAUGUGUUUGUUACGAGGCAAUUAUAUGAAUGUUUUUGACUGAAAUACGUCAUACUCAACAUUUAUUGCUUGCUAUUGUCUUUAUUUACUCUGUCCCUGGAGCAGAUGCUGAAGUUACCACGACGACUUCAUAUCCAGAACGCCCGUCAGGUCUUUGUCUUGGCCAACCUCGAGACUCGAGAUCCACCCAUACGAAUCAAUUUCCAGAACCCUUAAAUGCGCCUUCUUUUUUUUUCUCGCCCCAUCCCUUAUCCGCCCCUACCUUCUCGAUCCUCGUCUUGGACAUAAGGGGCUGUCAGCCUUCACCACCUUUGCCAAACACUAACAAAGAGAUUCCAGACUCGACAACAAGGCGCAUAGGGGACAAUCCCAUACACCUAAUCGACCACCCUUCUAGAUCUCACAAGUCAAAUAUUUCCCAUAUUCACAUUCACAUAUUCACCUUCACAUGAUCUUACCUGCUUGAACUGUGAAACCUUCCUAGAUUGCUCUUCCUCAAGGAAAACCACCACUCUUUUCAUCACCUGUCUUGUCCGUAACUCCACAACCCCACAAACUACCACCACA